AUGCCGCUACCGUCUGCGAACGCGGCUGCGUCGCUUCCAUGGGUGGAAAAGUAUAGGCCACAAACCUUGAAAGAAGUUGUUGGCAACGAAGAUGCCGUCGCACGCCUCCAGGCGAUUGCUAAAGACGGGAAUAUGCCUCACCUGCUGUUAACUGGUUCGCCCGGAAUAGGAAAGACGACUUGCGUGCUUGCGCUAGCUCGAGAGCUUCUUGGGGACUCCUUCAAGGAAGGAGUGCUGGAACUGAACGCCUCGGAUGAAAGAGGAAUUGAUGUCGUCAGGAACAAGAUCAAGAUGUUUGCUCAGCAGAAGGUCACGCUACCUCCGGGGAGACACAAGAUUAUCAUCUUGGACGAGGCGGACAGCAUGACUUCGGCAUCCCAGCAGGCCAUGAGACGCACAAUGGAGUUGUACUCUAACACGACCAGAUUCGCGCUGGCGUGUAACAAUUCUUCUGAAAUCAUCGAGCCCAUUCAGAGUCGAUGUGCCAUCCUGCGAUUUGCCAAGUUGUCAGACAAAGAACUUCUCAGCAGGCUCCAAGAUAUCUGUGAGAAGGAAGAGGUCUUGGCCUCCACGGAUGGCCUCGAAGCUCUCAUCUUCACUGCGGAUGGCGAUAUGCGACAAGCAGUCAAUUCGUUGCAGAGUACUGCCAAUGGGUUUGGAAUUGUAAAUCAAGAGUCAGUGUUCAAGGUUUGUGAUCAACCUCAUCCGAAAACAGCGAUUCAAAUCGUGAAAUCAUGCCUGACUGGAGACAUCAAGAACGCACACUCGAAACUAGAAGAUCUUUGGCAGCGGGGAUAUUCAGCACAAGACAUCGUGCAGACAAUCUUCAAGGUCACCAGGAACAUGGACAUGCCAGAGAAGAGUAAACUUGACUUCCUCAAGGAGAUCGGCAUCUAUCAUAUGAGGGUUCUUGAAGGAGUAGAUUCUCUUGUCCAGGUCUCUGGUCUCCUCGGUAAACUUUGUCUCUUGAAAGAAUCAAGCGCAGUGACAGCCUAA
Guillardia theta CCMP2712 is the source of this 996-nucleotide messenger RNA. RefSeq lists its product as hypothetical. Gene Ontology annotation, molecular function: DNA binding; ATP hydrolysis activity; ATP binding. Gene Ontology annotation, biological process: DNA-templated DNA replication; DNA repair. The transcript is spliced from 9 exons. Lineage: Eukaryota; Cryptophyceae; Pyrenomonadales; Geminigeraceae. The record is from RefSeq and is a predicted model, not a curated record. The coding region runs from base 1 to 996 and encodes 331 amino acids. Gene Ontology annotation, cellular component: nucleus; DNA replication factor C complex.